UGCCAUUUGAGGGCGGCGCCGGUGCCGGCGUGGCCAUGCUGGCUACGGGCACGUGAGUGGCGGUGGCGUUGUGGCCCGCGCUGUCGGGGAAGAUCUGGCCAUCCUGAGGCGGAGGGGCAGCGGGAGGAAGGCGCCCGACUUGCGCGGGAGGGGGCGCCGAUGGCGUUGGGGCGCCCGGAGGAGCUGUGGGAGGCCGUGGUGGGGGCCGCCGAGCGCUUCCGGGCCCGCACCGGCACUGAGCUGGUGCUGCUGACUGCUGCCCCGCCACCACCCCCGCGCCCGGGGCCCUGCGCCUACGCUGCCCACGGCCGGGGCGCGCUGGCCGAAGCUGCCCGCCGCUGCCUGCACGACAUUGCCCUGGCCCAUAGGGCCGCCGCCGCUGCCGCCCGCUCCCCCGCAUCCCCACCGGCCCCGCAGCAGCGACCGCCCAGCCCUCCCCAGCCCACCCCUGCCCAGCAGGACAAUGAAGAUGAAGAUGAACGGACAGAAACCGAGAGCUCCAGGGAGCGGCUAGGUGUCAGCGACAGUGGAGGGCUCUUCGUGAUGGACGAGGACGCCACCCUGCAGGACCUGCCCCCGUUCUGUGAGUCGGACCCCGAGAGCACAGACGAUGGCAGCCUGAGCGAAGAGACCCCCGCUGGGCCCCCAGCCUCCUCAGUGCCCCCUGCCGCAGCCCUGCCCACCCAGCAGUACGCCAAGUCCCUGCCUGUGUCCGUGCCCGUGUGGGCCUUCAAAGAGAAGAGGACGGAGGCGCGGUCCUCGGACGAGGAGAACGGGCCGCCGUCCUCCCCGGACCUGGACCGCAUCGCGGCCAGCAUGCGCGCGCUCGUGCUGCGCGAGGCCGAGGACAGCCGGCUCUUCGGGGACCUGCCGCGGCCGCGCCUCAACACCAGCGACUUCCAGAAGCUCAAGCGGAAAUACUGACUCCGGGGCAGCGCCACGCCUCCCGAGGCUGGCCAAUCCCAGCCCCCGCCGGGCCCGCCCCUCCCGGCGAUUGGAUGGGUGGGCCCCGGUUCCCUGCCAGGAUUGGUCGGAGCCACGUCGGGGCGUGGCCUGCCCGCCUUGACACUACCGAAGCCCGGGCCGCUCCAGGCUCGCGGCCUCCGCCCCGCAGGUGCCUUACUGGGCCCCGUCCGCCCCGGUGGGGGACACGCCCCGCUCUCCGGCCGGCUGUGGGCGAGAGACUCGGACAUUAAAGAGUGGAAUCCGG
Ochotona princeps (American pika) is the source of this 1210-nucleotide messenger RNA. It is a transcript of the gene AKT1S1, whose product is annotated as AKT1 substrate 1. NCBI's taxonomy places the organism in Eukaryota, Metazoa, Chordata, Mammalia, Lagomorpha, Ochotonidae. Gene Ontology annotation, cellular component: cytoplasm. Bases 160 to 924 code for a protein of 254 amino acids. The record is from RefSeq and is a predicted model, not a curated record. Gene Ontology annotation, biological process: neurotrophin TRK receptor signaling pathway; negative regulation of protein kinase activity; negative regulation of TOR signaling. The transcript is spliced from 5 exons.